GAGAGACUACACACACACACACCAGUAUGCCAACCGAAGAGUCCCUGCUCCCCACUGAUGUCAUACCCCCACCGCUGGAGGUCCCCACUCUUGAAGGGACUGUCCUAAACCGAGGGACCCUCAGAAAUCCCACCCUCCGAUACUCCUCCACCCACAGCAUGGACUCCACCCAGUGCAGCGAUCGUCCGGUCAGCUACAGCUCCACCUCCUCCUCCACCUCCUCGUCACGCGACAGCCACUGCUCAGCCGUACUGGGCGUGGUCCCCGAGCAGAACCGCGACUCCGGGGCCAUCCGACUGGAGCUGGUCCCUGCCCGUCAGCUGGAGGAGGCGGAGCCACCGACACAGGCCGGUCAGGACGAGGAGCGUAAGGUGGCGUACGUGGAUCGAGUGGUGCAGGAGAUCCUGGAGACGGAGCGGACCUACGUUCAGGACCUGCAGAGCAUCGUUCAGGAUUAUCUGCAGUGCAUCAGUAACCAGACGCGGCCUCUGCUGGGGGUGGAGGACCGGAACUCGCUGUUCGGAAACAUCCGAGACAUCUACACUUUCAACAGGGAUCUCCUGAAUGAUCUGGAGGGGUGUAACACAGACCCGGUGGCCAUUGCUCAGUGUUUUGUAGUGAAGAGUGAAGAGUUUCAUAUUUAUACACAGUACUGCACUAACUAUCCGAGGUCUGUGGCGGUUCUCAGUGAGUGUAUGAGGAACAAAUCGGUGGCGAAGUUCCUACGUGAGCGUCAGGAGUUCGCCAAACACUCACUGCCUCUCGGCUCCUUUUUACUCAAACCAGUACAGAGGAUCCUCAAGUACCACCUACUGCUGCAGGAGAUUGCCACUCACCUGGAGAAGCAGAAGGACUUGGAGAGACAUGCCGUGGUUCAGGAAGCGAUCGACAGCAUGCAGAGAGUCGCCUGGCACAUCAACGACAUGAAGAGGAAACACGAAAAUACAGUCAGACUGCAGGAGAUCCAGAGCCUGCUGACCAGCUGGCAGGGUCCUGAUCUGAUUGGUUACGGCGAGCUGGUUCUAGAGGGAACGUUCCGCAUCCAGAGGGUGAAGAACGAGAGAACGCUCUUCCUCUUCGACAAACUCCUCCUCAUCACCAAGAAACGAGAGGAGACCUACGCGUACAAAGCUCACAUCCUAUGCUGUAAUCUGAUGCUGGUUGAGGUCAUUCCUAAAGAGCCGCUGAGCUUCAGUGUGUUUCACUACAAGAACCCAAAACUACAGCACACAGUGCAGGCCAAGUCUCAACAGGACAAACGAACGUGGAUCCAGCAUCUGAAGAGGCUCAUCCUCGAGAACCAUCCAGCCAAAAUCCCAGCGAAGGCUAAGCAGGCCAUUCUGGAGAUGGAUGUGCACAGUCCAGGAUUGCAGCGCAGUCCUGAGGGCCAGAACAGAAUAAACCUAAAAGAAGGUCCCUCACCCAGGAGAGGACGCAGGAAGACAGAACCUUUAUCCAAACUGCUCAAGAACAAACAUGCCAUUUCCAGUCCAGACAUACAGAAGCGGAGCAGCUUUGGUGCCACCCUGCUGUCGCCUGUGGUCCAUCUGGGUACCAUUGGUCGAUCCCGUAGCCUCGUCAACCAAUCGCAGGAGUCGCUGGACCCUGGUGACCAUGCCGAUCACAGCGAUGUAGACGAGGGGCUCCACCCACAGGACGCAGACGAUGAGGAUGAGAGUGGACUGGGCUCUAGAGGUAAACUCCGUGUACCUGGGAAGGGCAACAGGAAAAGGCUAAACCAGCAGGUGUCAGUGGACAGUAUUGACCAGUUGAAGAACCACAACCUAGACCACGUGGAUCUACAGACGGCUAAGGAGUCUCUUCAGAUGGACACUGUCCAAACCCCCAUCCUGCGAGUGACCUGCCCUCCCAAAACGAAAACUGAUGAGCACAUUUCCACUUUGUUCGGCACAAACAGCAUAUGGGCGGACCACAACGUGCGUCGAGCCAUGUUCCCUACCCGUCAAAAGUCCUUUCAGAUCGAAGACGAUGAAGACAUCUAUCAAAUGUUUGUGCCUAACGAAAACAACACGAGCGGCCAUGAUGCGGAAAGCGACGAUAACAUGAUUGACGAUCGUCAGCCCGGGCGACCCUGCAGCUGGCACGUCGAACAGGUUCCAUCUCCGCAGUCGGAUCUGCAGUCCAGCGGGGGUAAGGUGCUUCGCAGGGCCAGCAGUGUCGGAGAGCACCAAAGCGAUCGGCAGAGUCCUACAAAGCGACCCAUCAGUAACACGGACUCGUCCAGUAACGAGAUCUCCGGCUCGUCUUCGGCUGAACAGCUGACCAUCGACGACGUCGAAAACGUUUACGAUAACAUCAGUUACGAGGAGCUGCAGGCUAUGGGGUUGAUUCGAAAGGAGCCAGAGGUUCCUUCAAGUGUCCCAGAGGUCAAGGCACUUGUGCCUCCCACAAUUUUGGUUUCUCCUGUUGAAACUGAGGAAAAGUCCUCGGAGAGUAACUGGUCUUCAGGUCAGGAGGGAGUCCUGCUCGAGUCGACUGUUGUCCAGGCACCAGAGGAAGAGGAAAAUAUUUAUGAUACUAUUGUGUUCCGUGGACUUCCACCUUCAUCCGCUGAGACAGCAAGAGAAGAUGAACAAGCCGUCAAACAGGAUAGCGAGCCAUCAUGCGUUUCUGAGGAGAGUCUAAAUCUAGAUAUCAACAAAGGAGCAAAUCGACCCCUUCCAGAGAUUCCCAUAGUUUCAAUUACCGAUAUGGAUGUAUCAAUAACCUUUGACACCUCCUCCCAGCAGUCCACAUCUGACAGCAUGUCAGAGCAAGUGGAUGAAAUCUGGAAUGACCUUGAGGACUACAUCAGGAAUAACGAGAAGAAACCAGACAAGCAUCCUGCAGCAUUUCCAGUCAGUAGUCCUGAAUCUCCCAGCAAGACACGUGAUCCCCAGAGUAAAACAGAAAGCUCUCCCAAUAAACCACCCAGCUCACCGAGCAAGGCCGUCAAAUCCCAGCACACGCAAGAAGAAUCUCAACAGAAAACGCAGAGUUCUCCACGCAAAGAGGCUCCAAACAAGAAGUGCAACUCUGGACGCAAGGCAAGCGACUCUCGCGUCAAGUCUCCCUCUGAUCGUCCUAAAAAAGUCAAGAAAUCACCAAGUUCUUCAGCCCCCAACACCAUUCCGACCUUCAAACUCCCGGUGCUCAGUGUUCCCAAGCUCGUGCGAGAGCCCACGUUUGAGAUAGAUGAGCCCGAAUCCCCUCCUCUGUCUCCCGUUACGCCUGAAGUUGUAGUCUCCCCGGCCCCGAACCCUGAACCUCAGCCUGGCACAGUCAAGAGCAUUCGGAACAAACUAGCCAGGCUUAGCAGCGGGAGCUUCAGAAUGGAUGACGAGGACCCUCCUUCUCCGCCUCCACCGCCCAAAGAUCCUGAGCUUCAGGUGUUGUUCGGUGGUCUGGACCCGUCCUUACUUUCUCUGCCACCUUCAGGGCUUUUUCUGGACGAGGAAGCUGGGGACCAGCUGUUAGAGUUGGGAGAGCGGGGCAGAAACAGAGUCUUCCUCAUGGCAAGACAAUACAGCCAGAAGAUCAAAAAGGCUAAUCAGUUGUUGAAGAUGAAGAGCAUGGACCACGAACCCAGCUGUACUAGACUUCGGACCAGCAAAUCAAAAGACCUGGCUGACAUUUUAGAAGAGAAGAAGCAAGGCGGGGCAGCUAUAGGUGCACGGAUAGCGGAGUAUUCACAUUUGUACGACCAAGUGAUGUUUAAGGAACCUUCUUCCACUCCAGUGCUGAAGUCCUCAGCCAGCAUCGCAGGUCCUCACCCACUUUUCACCCACUCGAGCCCUUCACUUCCCGGGAGUUCCUCCCCAGAGGCCGACUGGUUGAACUGCACCUACAGCAAUGGUGAACUUGCUGGUUUUGUGUCCUGGCCCACUGAGGUCACUGCUCAGUCUUUCACCCCUCAGCGGAGGUUGACCCCUGCGACGUCCGUCCCUACCUUGAAGAAUCUUCCACCGGCUCCGAGCACUCCGCCCAAUCAGCGCUGGAGCACGUGUGUGAGUCCGACCGGCGGAGACGAGCACAUUUACAGCACGCUGGGACCGCGCAGUUCCAAGACUCCGCCCUACAGCCGGUGCCGGUCGUCGACCUCGUUGGCCGAGGUUCAGGAGAAAGAGAACAGUGGAAGUGUCUGUAAUAGGGGGCUCGAGAGAGACGCGAGUCGGCUUGGUCUCGGACCUCGGCAGCACAGCCUCCCGGAGUCCACGUUACAGACCACUCCUGACCUUUCCCCGUCCUGCGAUCUGACACUGAGAGAUUCGCAGCAAGUUCUGGUUCUGAACAAAAAUGCAGCUCUGAAUGCCGUCAGCGCCAGACAGAACUACCUGGCCAACUUUAAAGACGACGACGAUGACGACGAUUACGUGGAGAUCCGCUCGGAGGACGAACAUGAUGAUCGGAAUGGAAAUCUGCAACCUGGUCCAGACAAGAGCUGGACCGUCAGCCCAGAUUCUGCUCUUCAUGACUACGUCUGGAAUGGCACGAACGGCGGCCAGACAGCUCCCGGACAGUCCAAAAUUGUUCAUUCGGUGCGAGAGAGGUUUCAGUGUCUCGGUUCCAGCAGUUUCGCGUAGGAACCAGCCACGACCUGCGACGUGCACUCGGAAAGUUGGAAAAUACAGAGCAUCCACACUAGCACAGGGAAAAUGUUACGACUUAAUAACAGAUGCCCAUCGAGUUACACAUUUCACAUGACUGCUUUAUAAUAAUUAUACUAUAUACGCUAUCACAAAGCACACAAGUACUUCUUAUCUUUUUCUUUGUGAAGUCUCGCACACCAAACACUACUUAGCAUUUUGCAAGUCAUGGCUGUACUGUAUUUCAAAUAGAGCUGUAGCUAAAGGUUUACCUAGUUAAAUAAUUAGCUUAGCAAAUUCUUGGUCUUAAUUUUGCACAGUGGGCCAGUGUGUGACGUCUGCCAGAGCCGAAGACUGAAACGAAAAUUCCCAGUGAACCGUAGAUAUGAAGUCUUGGUCCAGUCUAGCCUGGCGUCUAUUGGGCCAUAAAAACACGAUUCUUGGUCUAUUUUAGGUCACUUAUGGUCCUCCUCGGUUUAACUUUUAAUUGUUGAUUUUAACAGCCUAAAAAUGACGAAAAUAAAAUGUAACUUUGGCUGAGGUCGUGGUAAUCAGAGUCACGUUAUUAUGUUUAGCGUCUCCCCAAGGUGCCGCUUUUAUAGCAUUUUAGUGAACAGCGCCCCCUAGUGCCGUGUUGGACACCAUUAUUUUGCACACAAGACUUGAAGGUGCCACUGGAAGGAUUAAAUACACGUGAAGCCAUCAACAUCUAAUGGUGUAAGAAAUAAUCAUAGUUAAACUGGCUGCUUGAACAGUAGCAUGCUCAUAAAAACUAGGCUAAUAACGGCUGAUUGGUCGUCUGCAUGACAGUUUGUUCUUAAACUUUUAUAUUUCUCUAUAUUUUGCCACGCUGUGUUAGAAAUAAAUAAGAAUUGUAUAGAAGUUAGAGAUAUAUUUUAGAUAGCUUAAAAAAGGAAGCUUAGCCAUGCCAGUCUAUGCUAUGCUCAGUUGCCAUCAGACUGAGUUAAAAGUAGAUCCACUUACUACAGUGAGCAUCAAUACCUGCGUUUAGGACCGUCCUAAUAACCUAGUACAUAAUCCUGUAGUUUAAGGCUAAUAGGAGAGCACCAUGCUAGCCUCAGGUUUACCUGCAGGACUAAUGUAAGGUCAGAUGUACGUUUCAUGUUCAGAUCCGCAGUUUAGCACUAGUCAUGUUUUCGUUUUAAAAAAGCACUAAUUAUUUCACACAUUCAUCACCAGAUUUCUUUAGAUUCACCGUUUUAUUUAUUUAUUAGCUUUUGUUUAGCAUCCUGUUGAAUUACCACGUCUGACACAAUAUUUAUUAAAAGAAAUUUGGUUAGAAUAGUUUGUACACUGUGACUUAGUUCCCCAGGAAUAAAGAAAUGGAACAAAGAAGCACAUGGUGUAAAUAUUGGUGUAAAUAAACCAAAUGGAAAAAAUAUGAAUGAAGAAUGUUUCUGAGUUUCACAUGUUUUCAUUUGUACGUGUUUUUAUUAUUUCACUGGUCGGGACUGUUUUCAUUUAUUCAUUUGUUUUGCACUUUCGAUUUUUUGUAAAGAUGUACAUUUUAGGAAACGUCAUUAGUGUCACUAUCAUGCAUUUAUUUUAAAUUAAAUGUACUGUAAUUUGUUUUUAUAAACUGCCUAAAUGUAACUGCGUUGCUCAAGGAAACUGAUGUACCA
This is a messenger RNA of Trichomycterus rosablanca, 6229 nucleotides long. Its product is annotated as pleckstrin homology domain-containing family G member 1. NCBI's taxonomy places the organism in Eukaryota, Metazoa, Chordata, Actinopteri, Siluriformes, Trichomycteridae. The transcript is spliced from 17 exons. The record is from RefSeq and is a predicted model, not a curated record. Gene Ontology annotation, molecular function: small GTPase binding; guanyl-nucleotide exchange factor activity. The coding region runs from base 27 to 4583 and encodes 1518 amino acids.